This is a messenger RNA of Episyrphus balteatus (marmalade hoverfly), 2302 nucleotides long. RefSeq names its product probable 4-coumarate--CoA ligase 1 (gene pdgy). Bases 433 to 2226 code for a protein of 597 amino acids. Gene Ontology annotation, molecular function: long-chain fatty acid-CoA ligase activity. The record is from RefSeq and is a predicted model, not a curated record. Gene Ontology annotation, cellular component: mitochondrion. Gene Ontology annotation, biological process: long-chain fatty acid metabolic process; fatty-acyl-CoA biosynthetic process. Lineage: Eukaryota; Metazoa; Arthropoda; Insecta; Diptera; Syrphidae. The transcript has 7 exons.
UGCUUAUUUUCGCUUGUUUUUCCACACUCAAGCUCUAGUCUGUAGGUGAUAGCAAAUCAGUUCGUUUUGAAUUCAUUUGAAGCAUGCACGUUCGGAUCUUUUGAAAGUGUUUUAUCUUAUUUUGGUCAUAUUUAUUUGGUCUCUAAAUUGUAUGUUAUAUUCGUGCUAAGAAUUCAAGUUCAAGUGAUUAUAAUUAAAAGCCGACAAGAAGUAUACGCGUGCGGUAUUGUUACACAUUUUACUAUCUGGGGUUGAAAAGGUAUACCUACGUAUGUACAUUAUGUUCAUAAUAACGUCUGGUGCCUCCAAAUGCCUUAUCAAUAAAACACCUUAAAACGGAAUACCAGUUGUAAUCAAAUCUUUAAGUCUUGCCUUUUUUUGAUUUGAAGUCACACCUCUUUGUCCUCGUAUAAUAAACCUUGAUUAAGUGCAAUGAUUCGUACAACAUCAUGCCGUCUGACAACCCAGUGUUUAAAUGUUUUGCGUUCAACAACUGUUUCAUCGAACUGUGAGAAAAGAUAUCAAGGUAAUAUUGCCACAGAAAGGUCUGGAGAUGGAGAUAAAAACCUUCAAUUCACCAACGAGGAAGGAUAUUGGAAGACUUCCUCAUUUGAAACGGUUUUUUCACAAAAUACAACAUUAGACAAAUAUGUGUGGAGAAACAUUAAGCAAUGGGAAAACAAAAUCGCAUCAGUUUGUGUUAUCACAGGACGACAAUAUACUUACGCUAAGCUUCGUGAUUCCUGUGCUGCUUUUGCUAUUCAACUACAACAUAAAUUCAAGCUUAACCCACGCGAUGUAAUUGCUAUUUGUUUGCCCAAUUUGCCAGAAUAUCCAAUUGCUUCGUUGGGUUCUAUUGAAGCGGGCUUAACGGUUACAACUGUAAAUCCACUAUACACUGCAGAGGAAAUUGGAAGACAACUUACAAUGAGCAAUGCUAAAUGUGUAAUUGGUACCGUGAAGUAUUAUAACGUACUUAAAAAUGCAUGCUCUAUCGCUAAGAAAAAUUUACCUAUCAUCGUUAUUCCCACCAAGAACAACGAGUCAAUACCAGCUGGUGCUAUUAAUUUCUUCGAAAUAAUUAACACAGCUAAUGUUGAUUACAGUCUACUAAAAGACGCAGGAAUCAGUCCCAAGGAUGUGGUUCUUCUACCAUUUUCGUCAGGUACGACUGGCCUUCCAAAAGGAGUGCAGUUGUCUCAUGAGAAUAUCACAAUAAAUUGUGAACAAAUACAGGCUAAGCUUCCUGAUGAAGCUUCUGUGUUGGAAACCACAGAAACACAACAAGAAGUGAUACCUUGUGUCCUGCCCUUUUUUCAUAUUUAUGGUUUGACGGUUGUUAUGUUGUCAAAAUUGUUCCUCGGUAUAAAACUAGUAACACUUCCUCAAUUUAAACCUGAAGAUUUGAUUAAGGCACUUCAUGAGUAUAAAGGGACAUCUUUAAAUUUGGUACCACCAAUUGCUAAUUUUUUGACGAACUCCCCAAAGGUUACACCGGAACAUCUUGCCCAUCUUAGAAUGUUCAUGUCUGGAGCAGCUCCAAUUGGACAGGCAGAUGUAGAACGCAUGCUAAAAAAGUUUCCAAACACGAAGUUUAUGCAGGGAUACGGAAUGACUGAACUAUCUCCAGUUGCUAUGAUAACACCCAAUAAUUGUGUCAAGUACGGUUCAAUAGGACAACUAGUAUCUAAUACUGAAGCCAAAAUUGUCUCUCUAGAAGGCGAUGAUGGUAAAGGUUUGGGUCCAAAUGCUACCGGUGAGCUUUUAGUCCGAGGACCUCAGACAAUGAUUGGUUAUUUAAAUAAUGACGAAGCCAAUAAAGACAUAUUCCGAGAAGGAACUAAUGGAUCAGGAAAAUGGCUACGUACAGGAGAUGUGGCAUAUUAUGAUGAGGACGGCUUAUUCUACAUAACCGACCGCAUGAAGGAAUUAAUUAAAGUUAAAGGCUUCCAAGUGCCACCAGCGGAACUUGAAGAGUGCUUACGCAAUCACCCGAAAAUUUUGGAAGCUGGAGUAAUUGGUAUUCCUCACAGCAGGCAUGGAGAAAUACCGAGAGCAUUUGUUGUUCUAAAACCUAACGUUGAAGCUACUGAAGAAGAAAUUAUAGAAUUUGUAGCAGAAAGGGUAGCUCAUUAUAAACAUUUGGAAGGUGGAGUGCAGUUCAUAAAGGAAUUACCUAAAAAUUCCACAGGGAAAAUUUUACGAAAAGAUUUAAAGUCUAUGUAGUUUAAAAAAUGUUUUAUAUUAUUUUGUUAAAAAAAUAUAUAAAUGUGUAUGUUUAUAUUUUUAUACAGAAACCUAA